This is a messenger RNA of Pseudoliparis swirei, 2846 nucleotides long. RefSeq names its product nucleotidyltransferase MB21D2. NCBI's taxonomy places the organism in Eukaryota, Metazoa, Chordata, Actinopteri, Perciformes, Liparidae. Bases 77 to 1579 code for a protein of 500 amino acids. The transcript is spliced from 2 exons. The record is from RefSeq and is a predicted model, not a curated record.
UCGUGGUUGCUGCGGUCGGUCUGGGCUGGAGUGACCGUCUGUGUGCGUGUGCGCGUGCGCGACCACCGGAGGAAAGAUGGCGGCCCCUGCUCUCUCCAGCCGGGCUGGCUCCGCGGGCAGCCUCGGGAACAGCCCCACCGGGAGGCUCCUGCACGGCGGCCGCGGCCCGGAGGUCGACUUCCGGUCCGCGGCCCGCAUGGAGGACCUGAACCGCCUCAUCCAGGAGUUCAGCAAGCACGACCUGCGGGAGUACGACGACCAGCGGGCUCUGGAGAUCCACACGGCCAAGGACUUCAUCUUCUCCAUGCUGGGAAUGGUCCAGAAGUUGGACCAGAAGCUCCCGGUGGCUAACGAGUACCUCCUCCUGUCGGGCGGCGUCCGGGAGGGCGUGGUGGACAUGGACCUGGACGAGCUGAGCGUCUACGCCCGCGGCACGGACUACGACAUGGACUUCACGCUGCUGGUCCCGGCGCUCAAACUCCACGACCGCAACCAGCCGGUGACCCUGGACAUGAGGCACUCGGCGCUGGGCCACUCCUGGCUCAGCCUCCGCCUCUUCGACGAGGGCACCAUCAACAAGUGGAAGGACUGCUGCACCGUCGUGGACCACAUCAGCGGCACCACCAACUACUUCUUCUCCCCGACGCUAGUGGCGGACUGGUUCUACCAGUCCAUCUCGCUGGUGCUGCUGGAGGUGCAGAAGAAGCCACAGAGAGGGAUGCCGCGGGUGGAGAAGGUGGAGAGGAACGGCACCAUCAUCUCCGUCAUCCUGGGCGUGGGCAGCAGCCGGAUGCUGUACGACAUCGUCCCCGUGGUGUCCUUCAAGGGCUGGCCGGCCGUGGCUCAGAGCUGGCUGAUGGAGAACCACUUCUGGGACGGGAAGAUCACCGAGGAGGAGGUGAUCAGCGGCUUCUACCUGGUGCCCGCCUCCUCCUUCAAAGGCCGCAAGGAGAACGAGUGGCGCCUGUCGUUCGCCCGCAGCGAGGUGCAGCUGAAGAAGUGCAUCUCUCCCAGCCUGAUGCAGGCGUACCAGGCCUGCAAGGCCAUCAUCAUCAAGCUGCUGUCCCGGCCCAAGGCCAUCAGCCCCUACCACCUGCGCAGCAUCAUGCUGUGGGCCUGCGACCGCCUGCCCGCCGGCUACCUGGGCCAGGACGACUUCUCCGCCCACUUCCUGCUGGGCCUGAUCGACGACCUGCAGCACUGCCUGGUGAACAAGAUGUGCCCCAACUACUUCAUCCCGCAGUGCAACAUGCUGGAGCACCUGUCGGACGAGGCGGCCGUGCUGCACGCCCGCAAGCUGUCCUCGGUGCGCUCCGACCCGGCCGAGCACCUGCGCACCACCAUCGAGCACGCCAAGGCCGCCAACCGGCUGACGGUGGACCUGCAGUGGCGGGGGGGCGGCGCCAACAACCCGCCGUCGCCGCAGUCCGACGCCGGCGGGGAGAACCAGCCGGACGACCGGCUGGCCAAGAAGCUGCAGCAGCUCGUCACGGAGAACCCCGGCAAGUCCAUCUCGGUCUUCAUCAACCCGGACGACGUCACGCGGCCGCACUUCCGCAUCGACGACAAGUUCUUCUGAGACUGAGAAACGACUUCCUCCCCCUCACCCAGGGGCCCCGCCUCCUCGCCCGGUGCCCCGCCCCCUCACCCAGGGCCCCGCCUCCUCACCAGAAGCCCCUCACCCAGGGCCCCGUCUCCUCACCCGGGUGCCCCGCCCCCUCACCCAGGGCCCCGCCUCCUCGCCCGGUGCCCCGCCCCCUCACCCAGGGCCCCGCCUCCUCACCAGGUGCCCCUCACCCAGGGCCCCGUCUCCUCACCCGGGUGCCCCGCCCCCUCACCCAGGGCCCCGCCUCCUCACCGGGUGCCCCUCACCCAGGGCCCCGCCUCCUCACCGGGUGCCCCUCACCCAGGGCCCCGUCUCCUCUGAAACUUUAUCUCCUAACAUGUUUAAUGUUCCUACCUCAGAGGGAGGUGAUCGGUGAUCGUCUAGUCGUGUCUGCCACAGUGUUUCCAUGUUGCUCCCCUCACACUGUGUUUACCUGCUGACGGCCUUUGCAUGUGUGUGUCUGUGUGUGUACAUAUAUGUGUGUGUUUGUGUGUAUAUUUAUAUAUACACACAAACAGAGCUGCUCAGCUAGACCUUGAUGUGACCUUCAGGACCCUGAAGGUCUCUCUGGACCAGUCCGGUGGAUAUUACUUUUAAUUUAAAGAUUUUCAUCUUCUAACCAAACUUGUGCUUUUCUCAUGAAUUACGACUAAUAAUUAAUAAUGUAGAACGCAAAGUAAUUAAGAAGUAGAUGAAUAUGUGUGACAUUGAAUCUAAGGAGAGAUAGAAGGGACGAAUUCAGGAUUCGGGGACUCCAAAUGGUGCGUUCGAGGUCUCGGUCCUGGAGGACGGCGUCUGCCUGGAGGUGGACUUUGUUCUACUAACACAGUCGACAUGUAGACAUGGGACCACGGCACCAGUAGAGGAUGAUGAAGAUGAUGAAGACUGCUUCUUGUCUAAUUUUGCACAAUGUAUAAAUCACCACUUUUUCUUCAGUAGUGGUACACAGUGGUACUGCAGUAGUGGGACACAGUGGUACUGCAGUAGUGGUACACAGUGGUACUGCAGUAGUGGGACACAGUGGUACUGCAGUAGUGGGACACAGUGGUACUGCAGUAGUGGGACACAGUGGUACUGCAGUAGUGGUACACAGUGGUACUGCAGUAGUGGUACACAGUGGUACUGCAGUAGUGGGACACAGUGGUACUGCAGUAGUGGUACACAGUGGUACUGCAGUAGUGGGACACAGUGGUACUGCAGUAGUGGGACACAGUGGUACUGCAGUAGUGGUACACAGUGG